AUGGCAUUGAACCAGGCUCAAAAGGGCCAACGACGACGGCGCCGUAAUGAAGCCCAAAAUAAGGGUGACACUAAGGCAGUGAAGGCAAAAAAAAUCAAAUCAAAGAAACCGAAAAAACUGACCAAGACAGUCAUUGAGAUCCCAGACAGUGACGACAGCGGCAUUGAAUGCUUGCCAGGCAGUGACGACAGCGACAUCGAAUUCGUGAACAACAGCCGAGCUAGAGAUGAAGACAACGGCAUUGAGUCCUCCAACUUCCAGGGAGGCAAUAUUGCAGAAUUGGAUUCCACUCAGAUGACGAACACCGAUCCAGCAGUUCCAAUCUCCGAUGUUGACUCUGAAGAAGUCCAAACUGAAAGUAUUGGACAGACAGCGACCACUUCUUUUCCCCCAAGCGAUCGAACAAAAUUUAUUGGGAAUCCCAAUAGCGAUGAGGACGACACUUUUGACCUAUAUGAUCAAGAGAUGGAGGAACGAAAUCAAGCAAACAAUCUAGUCCAGUACAUGGAGGCCGCAAUUCAAGAUGAUACAUCCGAUGAGGAGGCCGAAGAAAUUGCCGAUGAUCCAUUGCAAAUGAUGUGGUCAAUAUUCUAUGGGCCACUCUCAUAUGUUGACCCCAAACCUCGAGGACGUGUCUUAAAAACUGGUAAAACAAAUUACAGCCACCCUGUUGCAAGCUCCAAUCCCUCGUCAAAAAAACUAGUAACCCGACCUCUCCCAAGGCAAACCAAACACGAUCGAAAGAAGAAAAAAGAACAAGCACUAGGCUUCAACAACAACAUGAUGCAGAACUAUCUGAUCCGGCAACCGACUACCAAAGAAGCUAGAGACCCAAUGAUUGACCCCAACCUCGAACAAGCAACACUCAAUGAUGAUGGUAUCCCAGCCAACUUGGUUGAAACAGAGUCAGCUGAAAGCCGGUUGAAUAUUGAGCAGCAACGAUAUCUAGCAGCCCCUAAACCCCUGCGACCAAAAACCAAUGCUGAGAAGGCCAAAGCUAAAUCCGACAAAGCUCAAGCCCUGUGGGAUGAGCUCAAUUCUGCCCUCCUGGCGGCAACUGCUAUUCUCAAGUCCAGAGCAAAAAAAGACAAGCGGUUUCAGAUCCCUCAAUGGACGAUUGACAAUCUCCAUGAGUUCAAUUCCCUCCGAUAUCAGCACAUCAUUGAUGGCACUCCUCUUCCGACCUCGGCGGCAUCAAUUGCAACGGCUCGCUCUUAUAUACGCCGACACUCCUUGAAGAAGGGGCCCCAAGAAUCUAAUUGUGGGAGUUACCUUGCCAAAGUUAUUUGCAAGCAAGCUAACCAUGUCCUUGCCUACCGAGAAAUUCCCGAACUCAAACGUGGAAAUCACACAAAUCACCCCUCCAUGCUGAAUAACACUGAAAUCCGAGAAGCUGUUUUCAAAUGGGCUGCUGCACAGGUCCCUGGUGAAGUCACACCAAUCAAGUUCCAAACUCACAUUGUUAACGAGAUUCUACCGGCUUUUGGGAUCAAUACAACACUCAGUCGCAAUGCAGCCACUCGAUGGAUGUAUAAACUUGGAUAUCGACCUCAAGAACACAAGAAAUGUCUUUAUUUCGACGGACACGAACGGCCGGAUGUUGUUGAAUCUAGAUUGAAAUACAUCAAAGAUUACAGCAUGUAUCGAACACGAUCUCGCAUGUACGAUCUCCAGACCUUUGAACAGUCUGCUGUUGUUGAACCCGACUCUCUAAACAGCAUGCGAGAGACUGUUUUCAUAUACCACGACGAGUCAACGAUCCAUGCAAAGGAGCGACCCAAAUCAACUUGGCUGCUUCCUGGAACUAGCGAGAUCCGGUCAAAAAACACGGGUCGAUUAAUUCACAUCUCCGACUUUAUUUUGGAGACUACCGGAAGAUUGAAGCUCACUGAUGAUGAAUUUCAGAAUGCCGCUUCAAAACCCGAUUCAGCCGAUGCUGCAACAAUCAUUUAUCCUGGCUCAAAUGGUGAUCGAUGGUGGGAUAUGGAACAGCUUUGCAAUCAAGUUUCAUGCAAGGCCAUCCCCAUAUUUGAAAUCCUGCAUCCAAACUCGCAAGCAGUCUUCAUAUUCGAUUGUUCCUCGGCGCAUGGUGCUUAUGCAAAAACGGCAUUGAGAGUACAGAACAUGAAUCUCUCUCCAGGAGGAAAGCAGUCUCGACUCCGGGAUUCAAUCAUUCCUUCUGAUGACCCCUGCAUUCCAUCACAUCUUUGGGGGCAGACUCAACAAUUUGUCUACAGCAACGCACAUCCAGAUCCAAAAAAAGCGGGACAGCCAAAAGGAGUCCAGGCCAUCUUGGAGGAGAGAGGACUUUGGCAGUACUAUAGCGCCAAAGCCAAAAAAGAGGGGAAGCCAAAUUUGAACCUCCGAUGCAGCAGCUGUGCUGCCUCAAACAUACGAAAAGAUGCGCAAGAACGAUCAUCGAGGUUGAUUCGUCAAGCUGAGGAGAGUGGGUAUUUCUUGUCACAAGAACAAAGCAUCACUGAACUUGCGGCCUCCGAUAGCUCUCUAAAACACAUCAACACUGAGCAAGAACCACCCGCAUCUGCAGAUGUCAGCAGUAGUACUUGCUGCUGGUCCAAAAUUCUCUCUUCCCAAUCGGACUUUGUCAACGAACGUCCUUUACUACAAACGAUCAUCGAAGAUGCAGGCCACAUAUGCCUCUUCUUACCAAAGUUUCAUUGUGAAUUAAAUCCCAUCGAGCUUUUCUGGUCCUACAUCAAGGAGUCAUACCGAAAACAAUCUCAUACCUGCAAAACCUUUCAGUCUAGCAAGGAGUUGUUUGAUAGGGUUAGACAAUCUUGUCCCCUUGUGACAAUCAGGAAGUACUUCUGUCGCAUUGACCGACAGAUUUCAGCUUACCAGCAAGGCUAUACCGGCAAGCAGUCACAUGCGUUGGUGAAGAAAUACAAGUCUCACCGAUGUAUCCCCCGAAAGGCUGCGAUGAACAUCGACAUCCUAACCUCAUGA
Messenger RNA from Puccinia graminis f. sp. tritici CRL 75-36-700-3, 2967 nucleotides. RefSeq lists its product as uncharacterized. Gene Ontology annotation, molecular function: nucleic acid binding. The record is from RefSeq and is a predicted model, not a curated record. Lineage: Eukaryota; Fungi; Basidiomycota; Pucciniomycetes; Pucciniales; Pucciniaceae. The transcript is spliced from 3 exons. Bases 1 to 2967 code for a protein of 988 amino acids.